AUGCUAUGCGACGAUAUUGAAGUGUUUAGGCAGAAAAAGCUGCUCAAAAGAUUGAGAGAUGCUCGUGGAAACGGUACAAGCAUGAUAUCACUCGUGAUUCCUCCAAAGGAACAAAUCUGUAGAAUCACUAAAAUGUUAACAGAUGAAUAUGGCACAGCCACCAACAUAAAGAGCAAAGUAAACAGACUGAGCGUACAGACAGCAAUUACAUCCACCAUAAACAAGCUGAAAACAUACACAAAGACGCCUAAGAAUGGACUUGGUGUCUUUGUAGGGGAAAUCUUAUUGGACGACAACAAAAUAAAGAAGGUCGCCCAUGGAAUCGAACCCGUCAAGCCAGUUAAUACGUCACUCUAUCUCUGUGACAGCAGAUUUCACAUCGAAGAUCUCCUAUGUCUAUUUGAAGAUGAAUCAAAAUAUGGAUUUGUGGUGAUGGAUGGUCACUGUACACUGUUUGCAACAUUACAGGGGAAUACACAGACAGUUCUACAAACAAUUACAGUGGAUCUACCAAAGAAGCACAACAAGGGAGGACAAUCAUCAGUCAGAUUUGCAAGACUUCGUGUUGAAAAAAGACUGGCCUAUGUUAAAAAGGUCAAUGAAAUAUGCACAAAUCUCUACGUAACAAACAGCAAGGCCAAUGUAGAGGGGCUAAUUCUGGCAGGGCAGGCUGAUUUGAAACAUGAGCUAAAGAGUAUGAUAGACCAGCGACUUACUGUUAUUAAGACAGUGGAUACAAAUUACGGUGGUAGAAACGGUCUGAAUCAGGCAAUUGAACUGUCAGAAGAAAUUCUCAAAGACGUGAAAUUUGCAAAGGAAAAGAAAGUUUUACAGUCAUUUCUCCAUGAGAUUCACAUGGAUACAGGAAAAUACUGUUAUGGAUUUAAGGGAACAAUAGACGCAUUAGAAUCAGGUGCUGUGGAGCAUCUGAUUGUUUUUGAAGGUCUUGAGCUGAAGAAAGAGGAAGAUGACUUUGUUGACUGGAUUGCUGAGAACUACAAAAGUUAUGGAUGUGAACUAUCAUUUGUAACAGAUGCGAGUGGAGAAGGUACGCAGUUUGUAGAAGGUUUUGGUGGUUUAGGUGGCAUUUUGAGAUAUAGGAUUAGCAUGGAGGAAUUCGAUGAUGACGAAAAAGACCUGAGUUCACUUUCCAUUGAAGAUGAAGACAUCUUCUGA
Molecule: messenger RNA, 1176 nt
Organism: Enterospora canceri
Lineage: Eukaryota; Fungi; Microsporidia; Enterocytozoonidae
Source: the annotation of a GenBank genome assembly